Molecule: messenger RNA, 12880 nt
Organism: Ooceraea biroi (clonal raider ant)
Lineage: Eukaryota; Metazoa; Arthropoda; Insecta; Hymenoptera; Formicidae
Gene: btv
Product: dynein cytoplasmic heavy chain beethoven
Biological process (GO): microtubule-based movement
Cellular component (GO): dynein complex
Molecular function (GO): minus-end-directed microtubule motor activity; ATP hydrolysis activity; dynein intermediate chain binding
Source: RefSeq, a predicted model, not a curated record
UCCGCGUAGAAAUCGAGCGACAUGGUGAUCGCUGAUAAACGGAGAUCUCUGAUAGUCUCUACGGCGGGGCACUUCUUCAACACGUCCGUGCGACCUGAUGGAGAGGAUAUUGAGGAUCAGGAAAUCCUUGACCGUUUCCUGGAGCAGUCGUCAUGUAGAACUCUGUGUGCCAGGCCGAUCGACGCGGACCGGAAGAAAGCCCGCUUAAAAUUAAGCACCGAUCUGUCGACUGGUAAAAACACGCUGGUCUUCUUUAAGGUGACAGCGGCGGUGGUUACCGAGGAGAACUUUCACGAUGUGGUCCAAGUGGCCUCCACCGGUUGCGGGGAUGGAUCGGUAUUGAUCGAGGGCCUCCGACAGGUAUGGGCGCCGACCCUUCGAUCGUCCGGAUUAAGUACGUCAUGUCUGAAGAAAUUGGAGGAGAAGCUACUUAGUUCCGGAUUUUCGACCACCGUCACAGAAGAGGAGGAGUUUUGGAGGAAGAGACGGGACGAGGUGAAACGCUCGCAUGAGAAAACGAUCUGCGAGGAUGCUGAAAAAUCGGUGAAGAACAUCAGAGUCGAGCUUGAGAAUGCUGCCGUAUCGAGAGAUGGAUUAAUUGCUGUAGAAGAGGCUUGCGAGGCCAUUUCCGUAUUUGUGGAUGAUUUGUGGAAACUAGGGGGACCUGCGUAUACAGAAGACCGAAUGAAAUCGUUUCUCGAUGUGAUCGGCAACGAAUUAGUACAAUUGAUACAGAAUUAUAUCGGCGCAGUUGAUGCGACGGAUACACGUGCAAAGGACGAAAUGGUUGUACUUGGAGCGACAAUAUGCGAGAAAUGGGUGAACGCUACGCAUAAACUGACGGAGCUUUUCUGGCCACAUCAUUCGCUUCAUCCUUGGCGUGGCGCGAUCUUCGUACCCGGAAAAUGCUCAAAGCUUGGCAAAAACCUCAGACAAUUGUCCGAGCUGCGUGCACAGCAUCGUCAAUUGAGCAGACUUCUAACUCCGAAUGAAAGAUCUGGACUCGGUAUCGAUAAAUUGCUCCAAAUCUUCGAUGACACGAAAGUUGUGUUGGGAGAUGACGAGAGAGAUGACGAGUGGGACAGAUUGAGACGCAAAAUUGAGGAAGGCCUGGUGCCAGCUGAGGAACGUGUUGCUCAAAAGCUGAAAAAUCACAUUGCUGACACGACUACUCCGAAUGCUUUGGUAGCCGAAUUUGGAAAGUACAGCGAACUAAUGAAGAGAGAAGGACUUAAAAGAGAAUUGCGCGGAGAACGAGAAUCGCUGCUCACGGUGUAUCCUGAUCUAAUCGAGAAUCGCUUGGCUGGUCCCGAUACGGAAAAUCUUUUGGACGCUCCCAAAGUGCUACAAGAGGUUCAAGCUGCCAGAUCUUCGGAAGUACGGCUUGAGAGCCUGGCUAAAUUAGGAAAAGAGCUGCUUGCUGAUCUGCCGGGAUACGAGGAUGUGGCGACGCGGCUAUCGAGUGCUUUGAAAGAAGCCGAAGAAAGAAAACGGGAUUUGGUUGAAACAUGGAUAGACAACACCAAAAAUGAUAUAGACAGAAAGGAAUUAACUUUGGGCACCGAUUCACCAGUUGUUGAGCUUACCGGUACCAGUAUGAUGCGAGUGACAUAUGAUCCUCGAUUGAUGACUCUGAUCAGAGAAGCCAGAGCGUUGUCCGGCGAGGGGAUCGAACUGCCGAGAGAGAUUAGAGACCUAGUGGAAAGAGCCGCGUCUUUAGCAGGGCGAGCUAGAGCUCUUCAGCAAGUCGCUACCUUUCAUAACACGAUUGGCGAUCGUAUGGUACCCUCCCAAAGACCGCUUAUGCUGGCGAUAGCCCUUGAAUUGGCGCGAGCCGUUCAGCAGCAAUCGGGUGUUGUUUGGUCCGACCCUCAUCUGGUCGAUGUGUAUACUGCUCGAUUGAAAGAGUUGGUGGUAAAAUUCGCACGACAAAACUCGGAAUUGAUCUCGAAGCACACUACGUUGCGGGACUACGUGUCAAAUCUGUUGAAAGGUGAUGCUGUGCAUCUGGUCGGAAAUCAAAAUAUAUGGAAGGAGACGCUAAUAAACAUGAGAGCGAUCGUCGACGCGGUGGAUUCUGAGUACGGUAAUGCGAAGGCUUGGAAGCUGCAUUGGGAUCGGCAACUCUUGAAGGCGUUAGGUAUUGCAUACAGAAAUGCUUUGCCAUCCUUGUCGAGAAAACUGCCUGAGAUUCGUGUGGAACUCACCUUCCGGGACGGAUCCUUACAAUGGAGACCACCGCUCGAGGACAUUCGCGCGAAGUUAUACUCCGCUAUACGCCGGUCGUUGUCCAUUCCGAUGAAUUUCCGAGGUGUAGGAGACGUCGCUGAUGCACACUUUGGCGAUUUGGUACAGAAGAAUGCUUAUCUUUUCAGCGGCGUUUACAAACAAAUCGAGAUUGCAUUGUCCACUCUCGAAUUAUUCAGGACCAAGUGGCUAAAUCUAGCAACGCCGGCUAAUAUAAAUAUUAAGGAAUGGUUGAAAGGUAAAUCUCCUCAGGAAUGGGCGAAAGCUUUCAAGGAGGCCAAGCAAUGGGCUCAAGAGGUUGGAAAGUUACGAGGUUGUGACGUCAAAAUCUUAUGCAUAUGCGUCGACACUGCAACGACGAGGAACGAUUUAGAGACCGCAUCCCGCCACUAUUGGGAACGCCUGUGCUCCGAUUUAAGAGCGGAAGCGUCUUCGCGGCUGGUAGCCGUUGUGGAUUUCCUAUCUUUCGCGUCUAAGGAACUUGAACGUAGACCACGCGAUGUGGAAGAGGUCGGACUAGUUCACGAAGCUCACGCCCGUAUCGAACAACAAUCGGCUAGCAUUGCUGAAGAGAUGGAGGCUGUUGCUGUGCUCGCCAAAGUUAUGGCUGCAUGGACUAGUGAAAAACUCGACGGUGUUAACGCGGCUUACGCCGCUUGGCAGGACUUGGGAGAUCGUUUGGAAAAGCACAAGGCUGUUAUGGCACGUCUAUUGGAGGAUGCGAAAGUUAAUCUUCGUCAUAGAGCGAUAGCUCUGAGAGAUGAAAGAGAAAGAUGGCAAGCGAAAUGGUCUACGAGAUCGGAGAACCUCACACUUGACUGGUUGAUCUCGAUGAAGGAACGUUGGAUCAAUUUAAAUGGACAGAUGGAUUCUUUGAAAGCAGAUUGCAAAAGAAUAUCCCUGGAUCUCGAAAAUGUCCUGGAAGACGAGGAUAUUAAUAUGUCGCAAUUUGAACGGGAGUUAGAGACCGAGGAGUCAAAUUUCAGAUUUCAGUCUGAGUUUUUGGAGGAGCUGAAAAAUCAGGAAACUGAAGAAUGGUCCGUGGCGAGAAGAAGAUUGCCGAGACUCCACGACUGGCUUGAUUCUUGGCAAAAUAAGAUUCGUUUGCAGGAUAACAUGGAGGCUGAUACCUUCGUCGGGAAGAAGAUUAAUGAAAUCAGAUCUACGAUCGAAACUAUUCAACUGCUACGUGGAGACGAGAUUGCCGACGAACACUGGACAGAAUUAAUUCCUAUACUAGGCUUGAAAGUCGAAAAUCCACGAGAUAUUACUUUAGGUCACUUGCUCGCUUGCGCAAAAAUGUUGAAAGAAAAUGAGAACCAAGUGAAGGAAAUAACGAAACGAGCAGUCGCAGAGAGCGGGAUUCGACAAGCGUUAAUGGAUCUGGAGAUUUGGGAGAAUACAGCGUCGCUUCCGUUACAAGAAUCCACUGACAGCAAGAAUAUCGCAAUCUUACUCGUAGGAGAUUACGGAAGUUUGUUAACGAAAAUAGAGGAAUUAAGGCUCUUGCUGGAAGGAACGAAAGGUACAUCAGGGCACGACAGAUUUGCAUCCAGAGUAGCACGCUCCGAAGCAUCCCUAUUAGAACUUGAAGAAAGAAUUAAAGUUCUUAGCACUGUCCAGAGGAAAUGGAUCUAUCUGGAUCCUGUCUACGGGAGUGGAGCAGCUCCUAGUGACUCUGGACGAUGGUCAAGGGCUGAUAAGGAAUUUAGGUAUCUUAUAGGAGAAGUAUCUCGAGAUCCUAGAGUACUAUCCUUGAGAGGACUUUCUUUACCAACUUUAGUAAAUUUAAAGGAUCUGCUGGACAGGUGUCAGAAAAGUUUGGAUGAAUUUUUAGAGGAGAAACGAGCAGCUUAUCCAAGAUUAUACUUCCUCAGCGACGAGGAUCUUUUAGAAUUGGUAUCAGGCAGCGGAAGAGGUUUAGAAGCUCAUCUACCAAAGCUGUUUCACGGUGUGGGUUCAGUAGAAAAAGAGAAUAAUACAUUGACGGCGAUAAUAUCACCUGAAGGAGAAAUACUAAAACUAGUAGAAGCUAUUGAUCUCACUGAACCACUACCACGAUGGUUGCAUAAUCUUGAGAAUGGAAUAAAAAAUACUCUUCGUCAGAAUCUAGAGAAAUGUUUAAACGAUUCCGCGCCUGAUCCGUCCGUUUAUCCUACACAAAUAUUACUACUAACGGGAAGGAUAGCUUUCACCGAGCGCUGCGAAUAUGCUUUAAAAGAAGGUCAAGCAGCUUUGCAGAAAUUUGUUGAAUUUCUGGAAACGCAGAGAGCAAGAUAUAGAGGAUUGGAGGAUGCUGGCGACAAAUUGACUGCGCUGAAAGCUCGCGGUCUUCUUUUGGACACCGUUCAUCACUUGCAGGUGGCUAGAAUGUUAUUGAAAAUCGUUGCAACUGGCGAGAAUGCCGGUUGGAUGUGGUAUAGACAAUUGAGGAGCUAUAGAACAAAUCAAGGUGCAUGCAUAGUACGAUGUGCCGGUGCAGAGUUACCGUAUCGCUUCGAGUAUCAAGGAGCGUCUGUUGGCUUAGUGAGAACACCCUUGACGGAAAGAUGUUUCUUGGCUCUCACGCAAGCUAUGAAGCUCGGCUUGGGUGGAAGUCCGACCGGUCCCGCCGGAACUGGGAAGACCGAGAGCGUCAAAGCGUUAGCAUCUAUCUUGGGUAGACUAGUCCUCGUUUUCAAUUGCGAUGAAGGAAUGGAUACCGGCAGCAUGAAACGCAUCUUAGGUGGCCUAGCACAAGCUGGUGCCUGGGGCUGCUUCGAUGAAUUUAACCGCCUCGAGGAAGACACCCUGAGUGCGGUAGCGAUGCUGGUGGGACCACUUCAGGAAGCACUUCGCAACGGUUCAUCCGAUAUCUCGCUGGGUGAUCAGAAGAUCAAGUUGGAUCCGCAUUGCUGCAUCUUCAUCACGAUGAAUCCAGCUGGUGUCGAGUACGGAGGCAGGCACAAACUGCCGGAUUCCUUGGCGAGGCUGUUCAGACCUAUUAGCAUGGCACAUCCGGACAAGUCAGACAUCGUUAGAACUUUGCUGGAGUGUGCCGGCUUUGUGGAAGCGACCACUCUCGGCAAACGACUUGUGGAAGCCCUCGACAUUGCUGGAACCAUGCUCUCCGAACAGCCACAUUACGAUUGGGGUCUUAGGGCGCUCAAAUCAGUGCUCGACACGUUACAUCCAAUUGCUAAUGUCGAUGAGACCACCAGACUUCUCAUUUCAAUCAAGGCAUCGACCCUUCCAAAGCUGACGGAGGCAGAUACGACGAAAUUUUUGUCGCUGUUAGACGAUCUCUUUCCAAAGACCGAUCCAUCCUUGUCUGAUUUUAUGGAAAACGAAAAUUUGCCCGUCACGUUAUUGAAGAUCUGCGAGGAUCGAGGACUGACGAAGGAGAUUGCCAACAGAUGCGUUCAGUUGAAUGACCUGUUACAAAGCAGAACUGGUGUUGCCAUAGUGGGUCCACCGGGUAGUGGGAAAACAUUGAUUAGAUCGUGCUUGGCCGAAGCGUUGGCGAAGAUUGGUGAAUCUGUGCAACAGAUCGCCGUUUAUCCUGGCGCGGUACCAAAGAGUAGAUUACUAGGACAAGUAAAUCCACGAACGAGGGAGUGGAAGGAGGGCGUUCUGUCGAGUGCUGUAACAUCUGCUGGAAACUCCGGGACCUGGAUCAUUUGCAACGGGGAUGUUGAACCAGAAUGGGCGGAAGCAUUGAACUCAGCCCUGGACGACAAUCGACUGUUGACGUUACCCAAUGGAAUAGGAAUUAAACUUGGCAGCGACACGAGGUUUAUUUUUGAGACCCACAAGCUCGCCGGUGCCAGUCCGGCGACGGUUUCGCGAUUGGGCGUUCUGCAUCUUGGAUCGACGAGAUCAACGUCCUUGCUGGUGCCACGGCGAUUAGAAGAGUUCUCUUCAACGGCCGCGGAGAUCACGAACGCCCAUUUGUGCUCAUGCAUCGACGAAACCCUGAAAAUAAAUACCGAAGGCUCGUCCGCAUCCGGUUUGAUGGCUGCCGCGUUCUGUCAUCUUCGUAAAGCACAAACGUUUGCUCAAACCACUCAAGCUCUUCUAGCCUCGCUGUGCGGCCAAAUCAAAGAUCCGCAAUCUAGAGACGACCUCGCGAAGAUUAUCUAUGGAUCGACUGAUAGUUGGUGUCCUGAUCCACAAAAGCCAAACGCUGUUCUGUAUGACAGUGAAACUGACCGACUCGUAUCCUUCAACAAUACGUACGAGUCUGUUGACACUGAUGAUGGUCCCAUUUCAAUUUCAGAUCGCCUUAAGAAAGCAUCAGCAGCUAUUCUGCCCUGGAUAGAAGAUGGUCAUCCGAUUAUGAUCCGCGGCCCGGAAGCUUGUGGAAAAAGUGCCUUGAUCAACGUUGCGUUAUCGAGAAUUAAGAAUUCCGAUACCGUAACCAUAGUGAGAGGAUCUUCGUUUUACGGUCCAGAUGAUCUCAGUCUUCGUUUGAAAAAAGCUUGCUUACGUUUGGAGUCUUCUUCGCAGGGAAGAAUGUAUAAACCGAGAAGUGGCUCUCGUUUGCUUCUUAUCUUGGAAGAUAUGCAUCUCGCUGCUAAAGAUUUACAGGAAUUGGUGAGAGAAUUACUUCAAGAAGAAGGAUUCCUCGAGGAUGAUCUUGUAUUUUCUAAAGUGUCCUUAACGAUCAUAUGCACUGCCGAUGUGUCCACUCGAUUGCACCCACGACUUGAAGCCUUAUUUGCAACUUAUUAUCUAGAACAUCCAAGUCAAAGAGAUGUUGCAGCAAUCCUCGAGCUCCAUUUAAGAACUUCAUUAAAGCAAGUUGACUUUGUUAUGGCGGAAUCUUGGAUCGUCCGAAUGCAGCCUAGCAUUUUGGAAGCUUUUCGAUUUGCGUGUUCCGCUCAAGAAUCCUCUCUUGCAUGGACUCUCAAGGAUGUUAUCUCGUGGGCAAGACGCUUGAAAUAUUAUCCUAUACCCGAAAGCGAAGUGGAUAUUACUCGUCAGUUGUUAGAUAUCGGACAUCGGCUAUUUCGUGCGAGACUGACGCCCAAGGCAUUGACACGAUGGAAAUCCUUAUUAACUUCAAAAGACUCUGAAAUAAAGGACUUCAAAAACGACAUAUAUGUGUGGAAGAGCGCAAACAUUGGAUUGUAUCCUAUGAGUAGAGAACAAUGGAGAGAAGAGAUCAUCAAUGCAGCUGCCAAAUGUGCGAGAGAAGGUCAACCGAUACAAGCACCGAUUUCAUCUUACUUUUUGGAGACAGUAGCUGGACUGUGUUGGGCAGUAGGAUGCAAUUUUCGCGGCAUGAUUCUCGUUGGACGACCAGGAGCGGGCAGGAGGUCGGCAGUUAAACUGGCCGCAACCUUCUCUUCCCUUCGACUGAUCGAUUCAGGACCUGGACGCGGUAAAGCAGCGAUAAAGAGUGCGGUGCAAGCUGCGGGCAUUGAGAAUCAACCCACUCUGCUUCUGUUGGAAGAACAUCACGCCAGAGAAGACACUCUGGUCGUAUUGGUGAGCGCUAUAGUGUCCAGAGGGGAAGUUCCGGGUCUCUUCACGACGGAGGAACUCGACGCGUUAGUCGCACCGCUAGCCGACAUGGCUCAAAGAGAAGAUUUUCAAGGAACAUUGGAGCAGUAUUUGUACCAUCGUCUGCGCAAGUAUCUGCGAAUAGUAGUGAUCAUGGAUACGGAAGAGAUCGAGUUAUCGUAUUUGUUGCACUUGGGUCUGCUUCGGUAUUGUGUGCUGCUCGGAUCUGGACCUGGUUCCGACGAAUGGUGGUCCCGGGAGAGUUCACUGAUCAAGUUAGCGAUUCAGGAAGGCACUCUGCAGAUAAAUGAGUUCGAGGAGCUUCCGGCUGGCGCGAAAGUGAUAAUUGGAGCUCAUUUGCAGGCGCCGCGCCAUCAGAGAGCACCUGCAAGGUUCCUCGCUCUGAUGCACACCUGGAGGCACCUCCGCGACACGUGGAGCAAAGAGGUCGAAAAGAAAUUGCAAUCUCUCGAAGCCGGUAUCGGGAAGCUCAGGGAAGCCGGCGGACAGGUCGCCAAGUUGGAGGACGACGUGUCUAGGCAACGUCAAGAACUUGAGGUGGAGAAGGGCCGGGCUAAUGCUGCUCUGGAGCAAAUCACUGCUACCAUGAGAGGAGCGACCACUCAAAGGGGAGAGAUGACAAGCUUAAAGGCCACCACGGAACGCGAGAGUACCGAAGUUGCGCGGCGUAAGAGGGACAUAGAGGCAGAAUUAGGCAAGGUUGAGCCUCUAGUGGAACAAGCUGCUCAAGCAGUGGCUGGCAUAAGUGCCGACGCGUUGGCUGAAGUUCGUUCAUUGAGAGCACCGCCAGCGCCAGUCAGAGACGUGCUCGAGGGUGUUCUUCGGCUAAUGGGCAUAAAGGAUACAUCUUGGAACAGCAUGAAGACUUUCCUUGCUAAGCGUGGUGUCAAAGACGAAAUCAGAAAUUGGGAUGCAAGGCGCAGCACAUCUGCCAGUUUGGAGGCGGUUGCCAAGCUAGUGAAAGAACGUCCAGAAAGCUUCGAAGAGAAAACGGCGAAGAGGGCAUCAGUAGCGGCCGCCCCAUUAGCCGCUUGGGUUCUUGCUAAUCUUCAGUAUGGUCAAAUAUUGCAGCAAGUUGCUCCGCUGGAACGGGAACAGCGACAAUUGGCUGAGCGAUUAACGGCGGCCGAGACACAGUUGGAAAAAUUGGCAACUGGAUUAAACACAGUAGAAAGUCGCGUGGCGCAGCUUCAGAAGGAACUUGCCGAGCACACAAGAGGUGCAGCUGAACUGCAGCUGCGAACUGAAUCUACCGAGUCUAGUCUCUCGACGGCGCGAGCUCUCUUGCAAAAGCUCGACACCGAACAUCGCGAUUGGCAAGCUCAGUUAGAGGAGCUAACUGCCAGGAAAGAAAGAUUGGACGUCGAAGCCGCCAAUGCCGCUGCUCUGCUUAUAUAUCAGGAUCCCGAGAGGGAUGACGAUUGGAAGAUAUCGGUGACGAAGUCACUGAUAACUGAGCGCGAGAGAUUAUUGUGGAGAGCACAGGGUUUGCCAGCAGAUACAAGCAGUUUAAUCGCGGCAUCUCGCGUAUUGAAAGGACCUUUGGUUUCUAUCUUCCUUGAUCCUUCGGGAGUGGCUGUAUCUUGGAUUAAACGUAGUUUUGCCUCUAGACUCGAGAUUACUCAUCCUGAAGAUUCCAAGUUCCUAACGACUUUGGAACUCGCUGUGCGUUUCGGGAAAGCUCUUUUGAUCGAGGAGUUGGUGGAAUUUCCGUCAAUAUUGUUACCGGUUAUUCGCCAAAAGCCACUCAGGUUGGGCGAUCGCACUUUGCCAGCUCAACAAGGCUUCCAGCUUUUCCUAGCCACAAGAAAGGACAAAUUGGAGGAUAUCCCAAAGGAAGCCGAUGCUGUAUUGUGUGAGAUCACUCUCGGCACUGGUACGAAGAGCUUAGCGGAGAGAUUUGUGGAGAAGUUUUUGUUAAACGAAACACCGGAGUUGGAGGCACAAAGAAGAGAAGCUUUGGAAAGGGAAGAAAGAUUGUCCGGAGAACGAGACGCGGCCAGGCUGGAACUAUUACACCAAUUAGCGACAGCCAGAGGCCAGGAUCUGUUGCAAGAAUCUUAUGAACAAGGAGGGCUCUUAUCUUCAUUAGAGGCAACACAAUCCAAGGCAAAAGAAAUUGCUACCGCCCUCGAGGAAAGCAGACAAAGUUUAAACGAAGUUUUGAAGCGAGCUAAAAAGCACGAAAAGUUUGCGCAAUUUGCAGCUGACGUUUACGAGACUAUUAAGGGAUUGACAUUCCUCAGUCCUCUGUACGUCAUCUCCACAGAAGUCUAUAUGGACAUCUGCCUGAAAGCAGUGCAGGGUGAUAAUAACUUCGUGGUUGAUAAAGAGAAAGGAGAGUCGCGCAGCCUGAUUGAGAAACGGUUGAUAACUCUGACGUUCCACCAUUGCGCAAAGGCGGUCUACAGAAAGCAUAGACUUCCUCUGGCGUUGCACAUGGCGUUAUCGUUAAAUCCAGUGUCAGACGUCGAGCGAAAUCUCCUGUUCGAUAAUGGAGCGAUCGGAAACACCGAUAAAUUGGCCUUCGAAUUGCCCGAUUGGAUACCGGAUGAACGACGCGAAGCUGUGCGAGCUUUAGGUUCCUCUCUACCUGAUGUGACUGCUAAGAUGAAACCUUCUUGGUUAAAGGACAUUUCUAACAUUUAUGCGGACGAUGAACUUAGUACUUUUCAGAAAGUUUUAGUUGUGAAAGCCCUUCGACCUGAUUAUUUACAUUCCGCUCUUUCCAAAUUGACUGCGAAGCAAUUAGGUGUGAAGGAUUUGGCUCCACCUCUGUGGACGUUGAAUUCGAUUGCCCAAGAAAAAGAAGGAUCGUAUCCUGUGCUGUUACUUUUAUCACCGGGAACGGAUCCCGGUCCCGAGCUUAACACAUUAGCCGCGAAACAUGCUUCCAUUGGAUUUACCGAGGUUUCCUUGGGUCAGGGACACAUAACUCAAGCCGAAUUGGCGUUGGAAACCGCGUGCAGAAACGGCAGUUGGGUAUUAUUGAGUAAUCUGCAACUUGCUUUGAACUGGUUACCGCGACUGGAGAGCUUGCUUCGUUCGUCAAUGUGCACCACGAACAAGAAUCCUUCCACGAGGAUCUGGUUAACUACCGAGGAGACCUCCGGGUUUUACCCGGGCUUAGCAGGACUCUGUCUGAAACUCGCGUAUGAACCUCCCGAAGGAGUGAAGAGAAACAUGAAGAAGUCGCUUCAGCAGCUUCAGCAAUCGCAGCGUAACGAUGACAGCACGGCUGCCGUAUUAGUGCUCGCCUGGUUACACGCGAUUCUGCAAGAACGACGAAAUUUCGUUCCUCAGGGCUGGAUCAGGUCGUACGAGUGGAACGAGUCAGAUCUCGAGGCCGCCUACGAGUUGGUGGUGAAAGAGAUGACAAGGGAGAAGCGAUCGCAGCAAGGGGAUUGGCAGAUUGGAAGGGGUUUACUCGACGUUGCGGUUUACGGUGGGCGACUACAGGAUGACUAUGAUGCAAGAGCGUUGCGCUCGAUGAUACGCGAGACGUGGUCCAAGGAUAUCUUCGAGGGUCGCCGGAAGCUGGGAGACGUGUUAAAGGUAACUGACGUGAUCCUCAACGAUCCGACGAAGUCGCUGGAAAGUUUGAACGAUUCCGAUUCACCGAAAGAGUACUUUGGUCUCCCUGCCAAUGCUCACAGAGCAUGGGAAAGGGCUGCUGCGGAGAAAGCCUUGAUAUAUUUCAAAGGUAUCUUAAUAAAGCCAUUCAGCAAUGAUGACGAGAAUAGCAAUAAAGUGGAGAAAUCAAAGGUUCAAGAAGAUCUAAAAAUAAUUAUAGAUCAACAAUGUUCAACGACAUUCACGUGUGAUACUGAUACCAAACAGAAAAGAGAUCCUUUGCAGGACUUUUUCAUAGAUGAGGUUAAACUCACCAGAAAAUUAUUAAAUAUUGUACGUGCGGAUAUGGAAGUAUCAUCCUUCAACGAUAAUGAAACUCCCAAGCACUGGCUCGCAGAAUGGCGAACAGGCCCGAGGAACGCCAUUCAAUUCGCGAAGGCACUCUUGUCCAAGUACGAAGUGCUAAAGUCCUCAGUGAUGAGCACACCUCGACGAAUCGAUUUGUCUCAAUUAUCUCGACCACGUGCGCUUCUGACUGCACUCAAACAGUACACCGCACGAGAGCUCGGUUACCCAUUAGAGACACUUAAUCUUUGCGCUAAUUGGACCGAGACUCGCAUUAAUAAAGGGUGGAAGAUAUCGCUUCAGCUGGAAGGUUUACUUAUAUCAGGAGCCUCAAUCGCAGAUGGAGCCUUAAAGGACUUGGAUGUAAAUUCGGCAGCGGUCGCGGUCGCCCCGCUGUGCCAAGUUGCAUUCGCACCCGAGGAACAUCCAGAAGAGAAAUCCGGCGGCGACAGCUACGGAGUCCUCGAGGACGCGUGUCGGCAGAAUUAUCUGAGCAUACCAGUUUACACGAGUGCUCAACGAGAGGCACUAAUCUGCUCGUUACCGAUCACGUGCAUGAAAGAAGAACGCGACGCAUGGUUGCGACGUGGCGUCAUCCUAUACCUCAGAUAAACAGAUUCAAGUAUUGUAAUUAUCUCCUCGAUUACGAAUACAAUAAUGAGAGUGCAUGACUUUUAUCGCGGAUCUGCAACUUUAAAUAACAAAUGCAAAAACGCAAGGAGGAAGACUCGUAGAGCUAGUCUGUAGCGCGGAUCAUACUAUUUUAUAAUGCGCUUAUUAUUAUUAAAAAUAUAUAGAGGUAUGUAGGAGAUUUAUUGGAAGGUAAUAGUGUAUAAAGUGUAUGCUGCAUCACGUGCGUGAGUAUGUGAGUCUGAUCAAUCGAUUUUUAAAUCGAAUAGUCUCUAGUCAGUUUUGCUGCUGCGUGUGUGUGUGAGACAUCUCAGGAACAAUCCGAUGUAACUUCAUAGUUUGUUCUGUUUAAUAGAUUUAAAAUUACAGAUAAUACAGCGAUAUCAGUUAUUAAUAAAAUAAAAUGGUCAUUGGUUGGUCCGCCCAAGCCUAUCUCACUACUUAAAGAUUCACGCUGUUCACGAUGGUUACCGCAUCGCGCGGUACGCGCGGAUCGCAUACUGACGAAUGUAUCGACGUUUACACGUAGCUGUAUUUGUUUGUAGCUUGUAGAAAAUAAAAUCUACGUAUCAUUGUA